AUGGCUCAGAGUCUAGAAUCUAGACCAACCGUGGUGGACUUCCGCGAGGACAAUGCCUGGGUGAAGCUAGCGCAAGAGUACUGGUCCGAUGCAAAGAAGGUUCGCAAGGUCAAGCCUGAUGUGAUCAAGCAGCAAUUAUGGGAUCCUUUGGAAGCAGAGGGCUUCGCUACACGAUCAUUGUUGAUUUUGGAAAAUUUGAAUGUUCUAGAAAAGUUCCUGUGGCCGACGUACACCGAAGAUGCGUCAAAUCACCAUAUUCUUUUGAUCGCUCUCAUUGUGAGCGUCAAGCACCGCGAGCAUCUGCCGAUAUGGAACAUUUUCUCCGAUCGCGCGGACGACUUCUCCAGCCUAUUCCACCGUGUGCUGUCUAUGAGUAUUGAUCCUUCGCUUGCAACCACAUCGCGAAUCUCCAUCGUCUCUUUCAUCAUUGGCGCUUUCCAAUCCCUCGAAAACCCUCUCAUCCGUAAAGAAUGCGCCCCACUGGUCUCGAUCUCGAUAUGGCACAAUUUGGCCGGCGAUGAAGCACGAGAGCGCGUAAUCUCAAAAUCGCCGAUAUUGAAGAAAGCCUGGAGGGCGGCGAACAAACGAUACGAAGCGGGAGAUGACGCCGUCAAGGCUAAAAUCCGAUUUGAGCGGUCAUGGCUGUACACUAUGCUCCUCAUCUUUUUACAAAAACUGAACGGAUCUGAGAAAGAGCAGUCUGAGAAUUUGCUUUACGAGGAGAGAUUCAUUGAACUGCUUGUGGACCUCUUGAGCCAGCUUCCGACUCGGCGUUACGUCAAUACGUUGCUGAAGGAUUUGAAUCUAUUGCCUGUCAUUCGGUUGUCGCAUCUGUACCGCAACCCGGAAAAUGCGCUGCUUCGCGAUCUUUACAGCUUGCUGAGUCACUUUGUCUUUUUCGCGAUUGACGAUUACUCCGGUGAGGCGCUCUCGCCUCAGGCGGUCUAUGACCUCCAUUGUCAGGAGCUGGCGCGUUUACAGAGAACAGCGAUGAAGCACUUCAAGGAGAAGCUCACCAUCCUUGCGCUUUCUAACUUGGGCGCCAUUGAACAGCGUUCUGAACUUCAAGGACAACUCUCAUCUCUUGAAGAGUCAGAGCUACAGGAGCUGUGUAUGCAUCUUGGGUUCCGGACAACCUAUCCAAAGUCCUCCAAUGUCACCCUCGACCGACAGCUGUACCUUGAAGUACUCUCAUCAGCUUAUGCACGCCGACUUUCCUUCCAAGAGGCUGCUGCUCGAAUCAAGGUUCUCCCGACAGAGGACACUCUCUACGAUCCCGCAUUGCUGAGAACGGAGUCGUACGACGGAUCGAGACCGCUGGCCAUUCCAAAAUUAAAUCUACAGUAUCUGAGCAUUGGGGAUUUCUUGUGGCGAUCAUUCCUAUUGUAUCGCUCUGAAGCGUUUUUCCAAAUACGAAAGGAUAUGGAACUGGUGGUCAAGCGAAUGCAGCCAAAAGCGGGCCGCGACGGGCUGGUCAAGUUCGAUGGCUUUUCACGCAUGGCUAUACCCAUCUCCAAACCUGCCAUCAUCGAGGUGGCUCCGGCUAAAGUCGGAUCUCCUAACCCUGCUUUCGUGCGAGCUGAAAUUGCGAUUGAGGUCGGUCGUCUCGCCGAGAAUGUUCGCAAGGAAUGGGAUUCGCUACGGCCCGAUGACGUGAUAUAUUUGCUCGCAGUGCAGACGCCCUCUCCUUCUCAGAUCGGUUCCACGAUUCCGGUGACGGAUGAUCUUUGUAUGACCCACCUGCGUACUGCGGAGAUCGUGCAAGUUCUCGAUGAGCAAGGCCGUGCCUUGCGCCAGCCAGCCGGUGCCCAAACAAACGGACAUCAAUCUCGCCCAAGGAUACGAAAGCUGCUUGUGAAUCUCGAUGCUGCAGCAUUCAAGGCUGACAAGGACCGUCAAUCUCAAGGCAAGCAGGAUAUCUAUCCGUUACUCAAUGUUGUUGCACGAAGAAAGGCAAGAGAGAAUAAUUUCAAGUCAAUCCUUGAGACCAUGCAGAAACUCAUUGUCUCCGAUGUGGCUCUACCAUCUUGGCUGCAGGACGUAUUCCUCGGUUACGGAGACCCUGCAAGUGCCCACUACCCACAGUUGGCCAAUCGCCUGCAAUCAGUAGAUUUCUUGGACACCUUCCUUGACUGGCAUCAUCUUGUUGAGAGCUUCCCUGGCAAGACAAUUGAACCUUCUGGGACUGAGACGUCCAGCUUUGGGCCGCCCUAUAUUCUCAACUGGCCUGAAGACGCCCCAGAGACCGCCUCUGCAAUGCCUCCGAAGAAGCGUCGUCGUGAGCAAGCUAAGCAGUCGAGCGACGAGUCAUCAACUAUCCGUGUAUCAACCUACAAACCCCCCAAUCCUGGACCCUACCCGGUGGAUGCCCCAAAGUUGAACCGCGUUCGUUUCACUCCCGCGCAAGUGGAGGCAAUUGCAUCGGGCGUGCAGCCUGGUCUCACAGUCAUCGUUGGGCCGCCCGGCACAGGAAAAACAGACGUCGCGACACAGAUCAUCAACAAUCUCUAUCACAACUUCCCCAAGGAGCGCACCCUCCUGAUUGCGCACAGCAAUCAAGCGCUCAACCAGCUUUUCCAAAAAAUCACUGCGCUUGACAUUGAUGAGCGCCAUCUCCUUCGUCUCGGUCACGGCGAGGAGGAGCUCGAUACGGACACCAACUACAGCAAACAUGGCCGUGUGGACUCUUUCCUGGACAACCGGACUCAUUAUCUCUCUGAGGUAAUGCGGCUUGCGGCAUCAAUGAAUGUUGAAGGCGCCCAUGGCAAUUCUUGUGAGACGGCUGGAUAUUUCAAUACGGUCCAUGUUCAGCCAGCUUGGGCGAAGUUUUGGGAUCAUGUCGGCUCUGAUCAAGUAUCGGUUGAGGAGAUUAUUACCUAUUUCCCAUUCCAUGUGUACUUCUCAGACGCUCCCCAGCCAUUGUUUCCUGAAGGUGCCUCCAGAGAAGCCCUUUUGGAUGUUGCAUCAGGCUGCCAAAGACACAUCGAGCGGAUUUUCUCCGAGCUCGAGGAUAUUCGGCCAUUUGAGAUCCUGCGACAACAGCGCGACAAAGCCAAUUAUUUGUUGAUCAAAGAAGCUCGGGUCAUUGCGAUGACCUCUACGCAUGCGGCAAUGCGACGCCAGGAAAUCGCAGACUUGGGCUUCCACUAUGAUAACGUAGUCAUGGAGGAAGCUGCUCAGAUCACUGAGAUCGAAAGCUUCAUUCCAGCCGCCAUGCAAAAUUUGAAAAAUGGUGAGCUGCCAUUGAAGCGAGUUGUGCUAUGUGGUGAUCAUCUGCAGAACUCGCCUAUUAUCCAAAACCUCGCUUUCCGUCAAUACGCCCACUUUGAACAAAGUCUGUUCCUGCGAUUGGCGCGACUUGGCGUUCCUGUGAUCACGCUAGACAAGCAAGCUCGUGCUCGACCCAGUAUUGCUGAGCUCUUCAGAUGGCGUUAUGAGUCCCUGGGUGACCUUGCCGUCACGGAGACUGCCGAAGAAUUCAAGCAAGCCAACGCUGGAUUCCAAUUCGAUUACCAAUUCAUCAAUGUCCCUGAUUAUCAGGGGUCCGGUGAACGCGAGCCAACCCCACACUUCAUCCAGAAUCUGGGCGAGGCAGAGUAUGCUGUUGCACUUUUCCAGUACAUGCGUCUGCUCGGCUACCCGGCCGACAAAAUCUCGAUUUUGGCGACGUAUGCUGGACAAACUGCUCUCAUUCGAGAUGUUCUCGGCCAUCGCUGCGCGAAGAACCCCUUGUUCGGGAUGCCCAAGAUCGUAACAACAGUGGAUAGGUACCAGGGAGAACAGAAUGACUAUGUCAUUCUCUCACUGACUCGCACACGUACGGUGGGCUAUCUUCGUGACGUGCGUCGUUUGACGGUGGCGUUGUCCCGUGCUCGUCUUGGACUUUACAUUCUCGGUCGCCGUGAAAUCUUCGAGACUUGCUAUGAACUUCAACCUGCCUUUGAGCGUCUCCUGCAACGACCUGACAAGCUGAUGCUUGCGCCAGGUGAGAUGUUCCCAAGCACUCGAGCGCUGGACGCUCCGGUGGAGGGCACUUCCAUGGAGAGUGUAGAGCAUCUUGGUCAGUACGUCUUUGAGAUGACACAAGCCAAGGUCAAGGCGAUGGGUGCUGGUGAUGCAGCCGUUGAGGAUGCCACAACAAAUGGCGAAGAGCUUCCACGGGAGGAAGACGAGGAGAUGCUUGGCGCCGGACCAGAUGAAGGUGAAGACAUUGUAUAA
This is a messenger RNA of Penicillium oxalicum, 4218 nucleotides long. RefSeq names its product RNA helicase aquarius. Gene Ontology annotation, biological process: mRNA splicing, via spliceosome. Gene Ontology annotation, cellular component: catalytic step 2 spliceosome. Gene Ontology annotation, molecular function: mRNA binding; helicase activity. The coding region runs from base 1 to 4218 and encodes 1405 amino acids. The transcript is spliced from 4 exons. The record is from RefSeq and is a predicted model, not a curated record. Lineage: Eukaryota; Fungi; Ascomycota; Eurotiomycetes; Eurotiales; Aspergillaceae.